Molecule: messenger RNA, 1749 nt
Organism: Tetrahymena thermophila SB210
Lineage: Eukaryota; Ciliophora; Oligohymenophorea; Hymenostomatida; Tetrahymenidae
Exons: 4
Source: RefSeq, a predicted model, not a curated record
AAAAAUUAUAUAAAAUUAGUAUUCUUUUUAUAUUUUAAGGCUAAAUAAUUUAAUUAUUAAAUACUAGCUGUUUAUCUUUUGUUAAUGAUAUCUGACGUCUAUAAAUAGAUUUACAGCGGUGCCGCUACCAGCAGUAAAUAGAAAGAAUCAGCAAUAAUGUCAAAUCUCAAAAAAGUACAAAAUGAAAUAUGUGCUGAAAUAUUACAAAAACUUCAUGAGCCAACAAGAAAGCGCACUUUAUCAAAAACCCCUGAAAAAAAAACAAUUGAAGCUAUCAGAAAAUCUCUAAAUGUGGACUCUUAAAAUCAUAAAAUAAAUUCAUAAAAUUAAAUAGAUUCUUCUCCUAAAGAUAUUAAUAAUUUAAAACCUUGUGCUAUUUCUUCAGCAUCUUAUGCUACUAAUUUUUCUAAAACUCCUUAGGCCUAAAAACUGUAAAAGAUAAGCUUUAGUCUUUCUAAUCGCUCUUAAUCUCCUCAGUAUUUAUCUCUUGAUAAAACUAGAGCAAAGGCUGUUAGUAAUGCAUUUUUAAGUGAAAUAAAAAAUAAUUUUAGUAAGGAGGGCAAUUAUAAGUAAGGCUAUUAUGGUAAUAUUCCAUAAUCUCCUUUGUCUCCAAUAAAAGUAUAGGAAGAAGAACACAAUAAUCAUACUGAUUUAACUAAAGAAUAAAUGAAAUUAUUUUACGAGUAAGAAAAGAAAAAAAAUUAAUAAUAAUUAGAUAAUAUGGUGCAAUCAAAUUAAUAAAUUUUAUAGUCUCAUUUAGAUGAAAUAAAUAAAUUCUUUGUUUAAGAUUCAGAUGAUUUUUUAAGUUUAUCUAUUCUUCCUGCUAAUGAAAAUUCUAAAAGCAACUAAUAAUUUGAUUCACGUUUAACAACUAGUGAAUCUUAAGGUGAAUAUUAAAAAACUCUAAAUAAUGGUUAAAAUUUAUCAUAGUAAUUGCAUAAACUCAUUUAAUAAACUGAAAGUCCUUAAUAUAAUUCCCCUUUAAAACUUAAAUAAGAAUUAAAUACAGAUAAAAAAUAUGAUUUAAGUAAAGAAAAGAGCAGUAAAACUUAAUAAAAUUUUGUGUCCUUUCGUAGAAACUCUAAAAGCCCUAUCUCAAGAAAUUCUUAGUAAAGAAAUUCCAAAUCACCUGUUUAUAGUAGCAAUAAUAAAAAUAUUUAACAAUAAAUAAGUUAAUAGAAGCUAAUUUAGCCAGGCUAAUAGAAUAUAAGAAGUAAGUAGGUUAGUUUCUCUUAAGAUAUUUUUGUUGUAGAAAAGCAGAGUAUACCUAAAACAUAAGAUGAUGAUUCUAUCAGUCUUAACUAAAAUGUUUUUGAAAAGAGUUCAUUAGAAUUAAAAAAGCAGUAUGAGCAACAUCUAAAAACUAAUCCUGCUGAUUAACAGCAAAAGGCUGAAUUUGAAGAGCUACUUUCGUUGAUUAAGAAAGAAAAAUCAAUUAUUUUGAAUGAAAUUAAAUAUUUAAUAGAAUAAAAAAAUAAAUAUAAGUAUUUAUACAAUGAGUAAUUGCAAAAAAAUAGUUAAGAAGAGUAAUAGACAAAGUAAAACUAAGAUAUGACAAAGACUCAAGCAUUUAAAAAGAUAAUGAAUUACUUGGAUAAUACCAGUUAUAAUACAGGUAACUUUGUUAAAGUACAGCAAAGUAAAGAUCAACUCGAUUAAAUUAUAUCAACUAUAAAAAAUAAAGAUGAAGUUAUUCAUGUGUAAAAACUAGUUAUAAACAAACUCCUAAAUUAAUUAAGCCAAAAAUGA